This is a messenger RNA of Orussus abietinus, 1963 nucleotides long. It is a transcript of the gene CarT, whose product is annotated as carcinine transporter. The record is from RefSeq and is a predicted model, not a curated record. Gene Ontology annotation, molecular function: transmembrane transporter activity. Gene Ontology annotation, biological process: transmembrane transport. The transcript is spliced from 11 exons. Gene Ontology annotation, cellular component: membrane. Lineage: Eukaryota; Metazoa; Arthropoda; Insecta; Hymenoptera; Orussidae. The coding region runs from base 53 to 1963 and encodes 636 amino acids.
GGUGUCCCGGCGAGGUGUCCCGACGGUGCGGCCGCCGACCAGGAGUCGCAGCAUGCCCGGCCCGGAUGCGAGCCCGCCGACGGAUCCCGCCCCGAAGGCGCGCGGCCCCGAGGACGACGAAGGCUUCGACCUCGACGACCUGUUGCCGAUCGUCGGAGAAUUCGGUCGCUACCAGAAACGACUACUCUGGCUGGUCUGCCUGCCGGCAUGUCUGCCCUGCGGUUUCUGCGCGUUCAAUCAGCUGUUCAUGGCCGACACUCCGCCUCACUGGUGCAAGGUCCCGGGCCUCGAGGACCUGGACCCCUCCCAGAGGAGGAGGCUCGCCGUUCCCAUUCAGGACGACAACGAGACGUACAGCCAGUGCACGAGGUACGACGUAGACUGGACGGAUCCUGAAAACGUGGCCCUGGAUGCUCCCAAGCCGAACUCUUCCUGGCCGGUCGUGCCCUGCGACCGUGGCUGGGAGUACGACACCUCGGAGGUCGUCUCUUCCAUCGUCAUCGAUUUCGACCUAGUCUGCGAGCACGCGAUCUAUCCGACGAUCGGACUGGUCGCCUUGAACUCCGGAGGACCCAUCGGCGUCUAUCUGUUCGGCACUUUGAACGACAGGAUCGGCCGGCGGCUGUCGUUUUUCACGUGUCUGGCGACCCUCAUCGCCGGAGCCUUCUUCACGGCGAUAUCCAACAGCUUUUGGACGUGGGCGGCCACGAGGAUGGUCGUGGGAUUGACGAUACCUGCGAUCUAUCAGAUACCCUUCAUCAUCUCUCUGGAGCUGGUGGGACCGAAUUACCGAUCUUUCGUCACCGUUAUGACGUGUUCCUUCUACACGAUGGGUCUCUGUAUGCUCGCCGGAGUAACCUACCUAGUCCGAGACUGGAGAAUGUUGGCAGUGACGACCAGUGCGCCGUUUCUCUUUUAUUUCGCCUAUUGGUGGUUCCUUCCGGAGUCGCCGAGGUGGUUGCUGGCCAAAGGCCGCCUGGGAGAGGCCAACACCAUUUUGGAAAAUCUGGCUCGAACGAAUGGAAAGGAAUUGCCGAUUUCGUUUACCCAGAAACUUCGCCAGCGGAUGACGAUGUCGCGGUCCAAGAGCGAAGAGGAGAGGCUCAGGAAGGGGCCCGGCCUUUUAGCGCUGUUCAAAACGCCGAAUAUGCGACUCAAGACCUGCCUCAUCACCCUUAAUUGGUUCGCCAACAACAUGGUGUACGUCGGUCUGUCCUAUUACGGACCGGCUUUGGGAAGCGAAGAGCAUCUCAGUUUUCUUUUCUCCUCGCUUGCCGAGAUUCCAAGCUACAUCGCUUGCUGGAUAGUAAUGGAUCGAUGGGGUAGAAGAUGGCCCCUCUGCCUGUGCAUGGUCGUCGCCGGAAUCUCCUGUAUAACCACGGUGCUUCUGUCAGCCGACCAGGUAGUGGCCACGCUGAUCCUCUUCCUCGUCUCGAAGUCGGCCAUUUCUGCGUCUUUCCUUAUCAUCUAUCCGUUUGCUGGAGAACUUUAUCCGACUCAGCUGAGGGGAGUCGCCAUCGGAUUCUCGGCCUACAUCAGCGGACUUGGACUCAUCAUCAUUCCGUUCGUUACCUACCUUGGGAAGGAAAACUUAGUGUUGCCGCUCGUGAUCCUCGGAGUGGUUUCCGUUAUCGGAGGACUUUCUGGCCUCAGGCUUCCCGAGACUCUUCAUCAUCGACUUCCUCAGACCGUAGAGGAGGGUGAACUCUUCGGGAAAGAUUGGACCUUCGCCGAUUGCGUCCGUUGCGUGCCACUGAAGCCCUUAUCGCCGAGCACUUCGUACGAGGACUUGUCAGCCCGAGAGACAGUGGAGAUGCACGAGGUGCCAGAAAUGCCGGAAAUGCCGGAAAUCGAGGAACUGCCCCGAUCUGCUGCAAAUGUUCGCCGGUUGGUUCGACAAUCUAGCGUGAUGGACACGCAGAGGGACUCCGAUGGGUCCAUCAAGAUGACCUACUGGUUUUAG